Messenger RNA from Zingiber officinale, 1353 nucleotides. RefSeq names its product tricetin 3',4',5'-O-trimethyltransferase-like. Gene Ontology annotation, molecular function: S-adenosylmethionine-dependent methyltransferase activity; O-methyltransferase activity; protein dimerization activity. The record is from RefSeq and is a predicted model, not a curated record. Bases 118 to 1206 code for a protein of 362 amino acids. Lineage: Eukaryota; Viridiplantae; Streptophyta; Magnoliopsida; Zingiberales; Zingiberaceae. The transcript has 4 exons. Gene Ontology annotation, biological process: methylation.
UGGUGGUGCGGUUGGUGAGCCAAUGCCGCCUAUAAAACCAAUUCCACUUCCUAGUCCUCCUCCACCAUCUCCUACCUUUCCAAUUCUUACACCCCAAUCUUGCAGUCGUCGCCGGCCAUGGGAUCCAUCGCCGCCACCGAGUGGCAGUUGACGCCGGAGGAGGACGAGGCGGCUUGCAUGUACGCCAUGCAGCUCGCUAGCGCGUCCAUCCCUCCCAUGACCCUCAAGGCCGCCAUCGAGCUUGGCCUCCUCGAGAUCCUCGCCAAGGCCGGCCCAGCCGCGAAGCUCUCCGCCGCCGAUGUCACCGCCCAGCUGCCGACCCACAACCCCCACGCCCCCGCCAUGAUCGACCGCAUCCUCCGUCUCCUCGCCGCCUACGGUGUCGUCACCUGCGUUGUAUCUGACGCCGACAGCAGCCCUACGCGCACUUACGGCGCCGCGCCAGUCUGCAAGUACCUCACCAAGAACGAGGACGGCGUCUCCAUGGCCGCGCUCGCCCUCAUGAAUCAGGACAAAGUCCUCAUGGAGAGCUGGUACCACCUCAAGGACGCCGUGCUGGACGGCGGCAUCCCCUUCAACAGGGCCUACGGCAUGACGGCGUUCGAGUACCACGGCACCGACCCGCGGUUCAACGCCGUGUUCAACGAGGGCAUGAAGAACCACUCCAUCAUCCUCACCAAGAAGCUUCUCCAGACCUACAGCGGCUUCGACGACAUCAACGUCCUCGUCGACGUCGGCGGUGGCAUCGGCGCCACCCUCUACAUGAUCACCUCCGUGCACCCCAACAUCAAGGGCGUCAACUUCGACCUCCCCCACGUCAUCUCCGAAGCACCACCUUUUCCAGGAGUGGAGCAUGUUGGCGGCGACAUGUUUGCGGCCGUUCCUAGCGCCGACGCAAUCCUCAUGAAGUGGAUACUCCAUGACUGGAGCGAUGAGCACUGUGCGAAGCUGCUGAAGAACUGCUACAGCGCCCUUCCGGCAAGUGGCAAAGUGAUAGUGGUGGAGUGCGUGCUCCCAGCAGUGCCGGAGCCGACUCCGAAGGCCCAGGGCGUCUUCCACAUCGACCUCAUCAUGCUGGCACACAAUCCAGGAGGCAAAGAGAGAACUGAGCGAGAGUUUGAGAGCCUGGCCAAGGAGGCUGGCUUUGGUGAAUUCAAGGCCACUUACAUUUUUGCCAACACUUGGGUCUUAGAGUUCACCAAGUAGAUCAAGGGUUUGAUCAAUGUCUUGGUGUGGCUCUUUUGGUUGUUUGCUUGUUUGUUCUUGGAUUGAGUGCCCUUUGUUUGUGCAGUCUUUUUGUCUUGUGUUCAGUGCCUACUUAGAAUAAAAUAGGUUUAAAUUUGGGUGUUCUCA